UAUUAAUCUUUUAAAAUUUAUUAUCUUCCCAAUAUAGAAUUUGGCUGUAUAAAAACCAAGAUUUUUUUAAAUUACAGAGAUGCUUGUCUGUUCCUAUAUUCUUCUUGUACCGUUAAACUUAUUUAGAGUUGGUAGGAGUUCUUAAAAUAUAAAAUAAAGCACACCGAACCACAAAUCGCAUGUAUCUUCGUUUUGUGCUAAUAUUCAAGCGAUCUAAGAUGCUCCUCCUAGUGAAUAUACAAUUUGUGAAUAUUACAAUGUUUUGGUUGUUUUGUUUGGCAAAAUCCAAACCUUUAAUACAAGGCAGACUUUCCUUGGCAGAACCAACGAAUUACUAUUUCCGUGAUGCGAAUGGUCCGGGAACUUAUGCUUUUGGAUAUGACGUGGACGAUCCAGAAACGGACAAUCUUCAAUUUCGGGAUGAAGAACGUCAUGCCAAUGGCACAGUAACUGGAAAAUAUGGAUGGGUUGCACCAGAUGGACAGGUUUAUAUGGUCAAAUACAUAUCAGAUAACUUUGGAUACAGGGCAAAGGUAGAAACUUUACCAAACUUCAAGAAAUACAAAACUAGAAGAUUUAGGACAUCAUUUAAUAAUUUAUUCUAA
This is a messenger RNA of Sitophilus oryzae (rice weevil), 605 nucleotides long. RefSeq lists its product as uncharacterized. The coding region runs from base 180 to 605 and encodes 141 amino acids. Gene Ontology annotation, molecular function: structural constituent of chitin-based larval cuticle. Gene Ontology annotation, cellular component: chitin-based extracellular matrix. Lineage: Eukaryota; Metazoa; Arthropoda; Insecta; Coleoptera; Curculionidae. The record is from RefSeq and is a predicted model, not a curated record. The transcript has 4 exons.